AGUUCCCUUAUCUCAGAAGGCCAGAAGACGGCUGUCAAAGGUCACAGGGAAAUCAAAGGCGGGGUACAGGGCCAGAGGGAGGAGGAAACAACUUCCCGGUUGCUUUCAGACGCUUCAGAGAUCCUCUGGAGGCCUGGGGGAGCUUUUGAGUACUUUAUUUCAGUUGGUCCCUGAGCUCAGUAAGCGGGGCUGGUAGAGCCACCAGGGGAAUCAACAGUGGUUUCUCGUGCCCCUCAGGGUCAGGAGCAGUCUGAUCAAAAGGAGGGCAUCCACUGUCCGGGGCCAUUCCCACAGCUCCCGGAUGCUGGGUCUGGAGGCUGCGCCCUUCCCCUGCAGGAGCUCGGCCCAGUGGGUAGUCUGAAGAUGGCCAAUUACACGCUGGCACCAGAGGAUGAAUAUGAUGUCCUCAUAGAAGGUGAACUGGAGAGCGAUGAGGCAGAGCAAUGUGACAAGUAUGACGCCCAGGCGCUCUCAGCCCAGCUGGUGCCAUCACUCUGCUCUGCUGUGUUUGUGAUCGGUGUCCUGGACAAUCUCCUGGUUGUGCUUAUCCUAGUAAAAUAUAAAGGACUCAAAUGCAUGGAAAAUAUCUAUCUUCUAAACUUGGCAGCUUCUAACUUGUGUUUCUUGCUUACCCUGCCCUUCUGGGCUCAUGCUGGUGGCGAUCCCAUGUGUAAAAUUCUCAUUGGACUGUACUUCGUGGGCCUGUACAGUGAGACAUUUUUCAAUUGCCUUCUGACUGUGCAAAGGUACCUAGUGUUUUUGCACAAGGGAAACUUUUUCUCAGCCAGGAGGAGGGUGCCCUGUGGCAUCAUUACAAGUGUCCUGGCAUGGGUAACAGCCAUUCUGGCCACUUUGCCUGAAUUCGUGGUUUAUAAACCUCAGAUGGAAGACCAGGAAUACAAGUGUGCAUUUAGCAGAACUCCCUUCCUGCCAGCUGAUGAGACAUUCUGGAAGCACUUUCUGACUUUAAAAAUGAACAUUUUGGUUCUUGUCCUCCCCCUAUUUAUUUUUACAUUUCUCUAUGUGCAAAUGAGAAAAACACUAAGGUUCAGGGAGCAGAGGUAUAGCCUUUUCAAGCUUGUUUUUGCCAUAAUGGUAGUCUUCCUUCUGAUGUGGGCGCCCUACAAUAUUGCAUUUUUCCUGUCCACUUUCAAAGAACACUUCUCCCUGAGUGACUGCAAGAGCAGCUACAAUCUGGACAAAAGUGUUCACAUCACUAAACUCAUCGCCACCACCCACUGCUGCGUCAACCCUCUCCUGUAUGCGUUUCUUGAUGGGACAUUUAGCAAAUACCUCUGCCGCUGUUUCCAUCUGAGUAGUAACACCCCACUUCAACCCAGGGGGCAGUCUGCACAAGGCACAUCGAGGGAAGAACCUGACCAUUCCACCGAAGUGUAAACUAGCAUCCACCAAAUGCAAGAAGAAUAAACAUGGAUUUUCAUCUUUCUGCAUUAUUUCAUGUAAAUUUUUUACAUAUUUGUAUACAAAAUCGGAUACAGGAAGAAAAGGGAGAGGUGAGCUAACAUUUGCUAAGCACUAAAUUUGUCUCAGGCACCGUGCAAGGCUCUUUACAAACGUGAGCUCCUUCGCCUCCUACCACUUGUCCAUAGUGUGGAUAGGACUAGUCUCAUUUCUCUGAAAAGAAAACUAAGGCGCGGAAAUUUGUCUAAGAUCACACAACUAGGAAGUGGCAGAACUGAUUCUCCAGCCCUGGUAGCAUUUGCUCAGAGCCUACGCUUGGUCCAGAACAUCAAACUCCAAACCCUGGGGACAAACGACAUGAAAUAAAUGUAUUUUAAAACAUCGAUUUAAUGUAUUUUAAAAUAAUUUGUAAGUUGCUUUUAAAACCAAUUUAACUGCAUUCCAAAUUAUAAACAGCCCAUUUAUAUGGGAGUAAUUUUUCAGGCGCAUUGCCUUGCCGGUGAUGAGAAGAACUAGCUAGCUGGAAGCUGUGGGAAAAAGAGGUAAGGUAACUUGUUCUGUCGAAGUUCUCUAAAUUCUCUUGCUUACUUGCCACACCCCUAGGCCCCCAGCUUCCCCUAACCCAAGUUUUCUGGUAUUUUCUCGUACUUUAUCAAGACUAUGGAAUCUUAGGAGACUUAACAAAAGCAAAUGAGAAAUUAUGUUUAGAAAUGUCUAACAAAAUGAAUGCUUUGUCCUUUUAAGUAUAACACAUACCUCAGGCCUCACCAGCACAUAACUACAAAAGGUUGUCCCACUUCCUUUCUAUGGCUGAGUCAGUAGAACACAGGCUCCCACCUGCCACAUCAGCAGAAGGUCACCUCAACAUGUGAGCUACCUCCCCGGCGACCCCCCAGAUCUGUAAGGAUGAUGCAUCCUUGAUCCUAAAAACAUUUUCCUGUUCCUGGUGUUCAGAAUUGGACUCCACACUCACUGGUCUCUUUAUAAUCUUGCUUCUGGCCCUUUGAGGCCUCAAAGCUACCAGUGCCUUGCUGCCAGGGGACAAUCACUGCUCCCGGCUGAGUCCUGCAGACAUAGGGCCUGGGCUGGCUGCCUCCUCCUGCUGGCCCAGCAUCUUGUUUGCACUAAAGAGAGCUGGAGGCUUGGCACUGAUACUUGCUAAAAACCUACCCAGGCCACCCACUGUUGCUGCACUGCAGGGCACCAGCCCACACUCCUCCCCUCCUGGCAUCAGGCACAUGUUCACGGCAUUAAACCUUACAGGAAAGCAGUGGAACCCUGUCUUUCCUUCAUAGGAGGCACUUUCCUUCCUAGGCAAAAAUGAUGAUACCCAUGGGCACAGCAUCUCACAUAGGGACACAUAGAGAUGUCUGACUCAUUAAAACCCAAGUCUCUGGCCAAUUAAAAGGGGUCCUUAAUGUCCUACUCAACAGUGGUGGAAGGAAAUUUGCUCUAUAUUGAUGAAAUGAGGUGGAGAAAAUCUGAUUUUCCAAACAUGAGAAUUCUCCAUAUGCCACCCCAUAACCAAAGACCCCUUAUUUGUGUUAGAUGAAACAUUCAAAAAGCCUAUUAGGAUAGUGGAUGAGACCCCCAAGGGACAUGCUUAUACAACAAUAACUGGCUCCAAACCACACUCCAUGGCAGUGGCUCUCAAAUGCCAGCUCACAUCACAAGCCUUGUGCUAAAACACAGAGUUCUGGGCCCCAUCCCUGAGUUUGUGGUUCAGGAGGUCUGGAGUGUGACCUCAGAAUAUGCAUUUCUAACAAAUUCCCCAGGGGAUGCAGAUACUGCUGACCCAAGGCCCUCCUUCUGAGAACCACUGUUCCAUGGAGAAGAAACUCAGCUAAGUAAGGGUUUGGCUUUGUGCUGAAGACAAUGUGGAAUUUAGAGUUGGGGUGAAUUAUUCAGGAAAGUAGAGAGGUUUGGAGAUGUGAGGGUGGGAAGCGCAGUGGAGGGAGGCAGAGAGGAAAUACGAAGCAGCGUCAGUUGGAGAGAAAUUAGGAAGAGGAAUAAAAUGAUAUAUGCCAGGGAUUUCAGUUUUGCUGAGCCCAUGAUGACAGCCUCUUCUCUGGCACCUUGUGUCACUCAUUGAGAGCUUGUAGCUGGCUCUGCUCUUUCAGAGUCAUAAUAGGGCUAUGGGUCUGACCUCAAGGUGAGCUGGAAUGGGCACAAGUAAUAGAUAAAACUGCAAGAAGUCACUCAAGGGUCCUUCCUAGAACAAAGGAUCCCUACAUUCCAAAGGCGAAUGCCGGUCACUAUCAUAAAAGAAAAGAAAGAAAGAAACUGAUGGUGACAUUUUAAAUGGCAAUUUUUCUAGCUUCUAAUAGGUUGUGGAGCAACUGGAACUUUCAUACCCUGCUGGUGGGAAUGUAAAAUGGUAUAAUCACUUUGGAAAAAUUGGCAGUGUCACCAAAAGCAAAGCCUAUACCUACUAUCCAUUUCACUCCUCAGUAUUUACCCAAGAGAAAUGAGCAUGUAUGUCCAUACAAAGAUUUGGACCCAAAUGUUCAUGACAGCCUUAUUUAUAUAGCCUCAAACUAGAAAAAGUCUGUCUAUCAACAGGUGAAUGGAUAAACAAAUACUGGCCUGUGUAUCUAAUGGAAUACUGCUCAUCCACAAAAAGAAACGAGCUAUUGAGACACACAGGAGCAUGCACGAAAUCUCAAAAUGCUGAAUGAAGGAGGCCAGAUUUUAAUUUUAAUUUUUUAUUUAUUUAUCUAUUUUUGAGACAAAGUCUCGCUCUGUCACCCAGCCUGGAAUGCAAUGGUGUGAUCUUGGCUGACUGCAACCUCUGCCUCCUGAGUUCAAGCAAUUCUCAUGCCUCAGCCUCCCAAGUAGCUGUGACUACAGUCAUGCACAAGAGCAACUGGCUAAUUUUUGUAAUUUUAGUAGAGACAGGGUUUUGCCAUGUUGGCCAGCUGCUCUCACACUCCUGACCUCAGGUGAUCCACCCGCCUCGGCCUCCUAAAGUGCUGGGAUUACAGGCAUGAGUCACCGUGCCCAGCCGGAAGCCAGAUAUUUUUUUAAAGUACUUAUUUUGUGAUUCUAUUUAUAUAAAAUUCUAGAAAAUGCAAACAAAUCCAUAGCGACAGCAAAUCAGUGGUUGCUGGAGAUGUUGGAGGGGAGAGGAGAGGAAUAGAUUGCAAAGGGGAACAAGGAAAUUUGGGGGGACAGUGGAUAUGUCUGCUAUUUUGACUGUGGUGAUGGUUUCAUUGGUAUAUACAUAUGUCAAAAACGUAACAAGUUGUAUACGUUAUUUAUUAUGUGUUGACUAUACCUCAAAAAGGCUAUUUUUUAAAACCCCUCUCAGCCUCCAGGCACUCCAUUACGUUGGUGUGACUUGUCUUGGAAAUACACUCUGAGCAUUUGCUGGAGGAGAUCCAGUGCCUGGGCCUCUGUUUCUUCUCCCAAGUAGAAUUGGCAGCUAAAACGGGAUGCCCAUGGGCACAACCUGUCACCCCCAUCACCUACCAGGGAGCAGAAGGAGGCUGCUGGGGGUGCCCCCACAGGGAGCACAGUCUCAUCGGGAAUGACCUUCCAUGGCAAAUAAAAUCACCAGGGCAAGUCAAGGGAGAGACCAGGGAAGAGAGUGAUCCAGUCUAUAUUAAAAAAGGAUGAGAAAGAUUGAAGAAAAAGAGAAGAAGGGACAGAAAUUCUCUUCACACAUUUGCAGAAGUAGGUCCGGACUCUCCAUCCACUUCUCCUCCUCCGAUACGUAGGACAGGAAUCUCAGAGGAAAUGGCGUCAUCUUCCGAUGUUUACAGACACAGCAAUGAACUCAAAGAACAAUCUUAUCAGGAUUUUCCAAAUGAAAACAUGGAGCGUAUAGAGAAUAAAGAUCCGUAAACUCUUA
Molecule: messenger RNA, 5275 nt
Organism: Pan troglodytes (chimpanzee)
Lineage: Eukaryota; Metazoa; Chordata; Mammalia; Primates; Hominidae
Gene: CCRL2
Product: C-C motif chemokine receptor like 2
Exons: 2
Coding region: 364-1398 (344 amino acids)
Biological process (GO): inflammatory response; G protein-coupled receptor signaling pathway; cell chemotaxis
Cellular component (GO): external side of plasma membrane; membrane; cytoplasm
Molecular function (GO): C-C chemokine receptor activity; C-C chemokine binding
Source: RefSeq, a predicted model, not a curated record